Messenger RNA from Acyrthosiphon pisum (pea aphid), 1940 nucleotides. Its product is annotated as cilia- and flagella-associated protein 300-like. The transcript is spliced from 6 exons. The coding region runs from base 598 to 1404 and encodes 268 amino acids. NCBI's taxonomy places the organism in Eukaryota, Metazoa, Arthropoda, Insecta, Hemiptera, Aphididae. The record is from RefSeq and is a predicted model, not a curated record.
CUUUGAAAAAAAUGGGGGAGAAAUGUCCUACUAUAGAUCGAAAACAGUCGGGGAAUGGCUGGUAUAGUGGUAUGUCCACAUUUACCGUAGGUAGGUAAUUAAAAAUUUGGUUCUCCUCUAUUGGUUUUGUCCACAAUAUACGUGGUUAUAUAUCUACUUCUACUGCUUACGAAUUCAGAAUUUCAAAUAUUAUACUUGAAUGUUUUAUUAUACUUGAAUUCUUCUAUAAAAAAUAGUAGUCUGUAGCUUUAAUAUAAGUAUACCAGGUAAUAGCCAAUAGGUAAUGUUUUGUAUUGAUUUGUGAUUAUCUAACGGCCCUUUAUAAUUCCUAACAUUACCAUAACAACGUGUCAAGACUUGAGGUACCUACCUACCCAUGUCCCAUUGUUAAUAUUAUAUUAGAUGGUGCAGAAACUAUUAAGGAUAGACGGAUAGUUGCUAUAGUUUCAUAUAUUUUGUUAGAUCUGUAUGAUAAAUUCGCUUAUUGCUGUUAAACAAUGCUCUUAUUCUCUAUAAGUAGGUAAAAAUAAUAUAUUAUGUAAUUGCUAUCUAUGCACCUAUAUUAUAUUAUAUUUCACUAAAAAUAGUAAUUUCGUCAUGUCUACUUUAACAUAUUAUACAUUUUAUCAUCUUCCUAAAAAAGAACCAGUCGGACUAUAUAAUAAGAUUGUUCAAGGAUAUCUUCUCAAAUGGUCAAUGAAGGAAUGUUUACAUGUUCAUUAUUACGCGUUCAAUCAAGAAUUUUUACCGGAUGACAUUGACCAGUUUGCAUUGGAUUUCUUUCGGGACUAUAACGUAGCAAAAAACGUUCAAGCAAGUUUCAGCCAAUUUGUCGGAAGCGACGUAGCUAAAGUGCAGACCGAAUCCAUUCCCUGCAACGUCACUUCGAUGACAUUCUUCGACAGGCUCUUGGACCCAAACAAAGGCAUCGUCAGCUGCAGCGGCUCUGGCGACGACGAUAACCACGCGAUACGCCAGUGUAUGGAAGUGUUCAAAGAUGGCAUGUACAUUUCAAAUAAGCUGAAAAUGAUGUUGUUUGAAAACGAAUGCGAAGAAUAUUUUUUAUACAGCGAAGACGAGCGCUCAGAAUUCAUGUUUCGGCUGUUGCAGCAUUUCUCUACCGGUGGCCAAUGGUGUCAAGACGAUGUAGUUAUCGAACCGUACUUGAAUGCAAUGAAAUACGUUUACAAAGAUCUACUCGCUGUCGAAAAAAUUCCCGGCUCCGGAAUACAAGUCUCGUCCAAGGUGUACAAAGUCGUCGCUUUCGAUUCUAACAACACAGUUUUAUUCCCAAAAGAGUGCAGAAAUCUCAUACCUUAUAGUUUCGCUUAUUUAGCAGUAAAUCCUAAGACUCGGACUGUCGCAUUAUUUUUUCAUAAUGUCGGUGACACAAUUUAUACUUGAUAAAAUAUAUUCUUUACUUAUUCGUUGUUCACAAUUGUUUUUUUUAAGAUUUCAUGUUUGGGGGUGUAUAGAGUUAAAAUAACAUAAAUUCACAUAUUUACUGAUUAUUUGUGUUAUACUAGAAAUUCGUUGGUCCAAACUGGUGUAAAAUUAUCCCCAUAUUAUCCAAGUGUGGGAUAAUGAACGAUGCACAACAUAUGGUGCAAACAUCCCAGUUUUAUUUCACUCAGGUUUGAGCGAGCGAAUUUCUAGAUGGUUUAUAAUUGGUAAACAAUAAAGGAAUAUUCACCACUUACCUAUUACAAUAAGUAGAAAUUUAGUUUGGGUUGUGAGCUGUAAUUUGUAUUAUUAUUUAUUUGUAAGUACUGAAGUAAUAAAGUGGGGUCAUCUUAAUAUGAUAAUUGAUAAUUAAUUAGAUCCAUUGAGGGGUUGACUAUAAACAAUUAUGUUGUCAUUACUCAUGAAACUAAUUUCCUGAUUAUAUUAACUAAUGAUCACAAUAAGGCAUUAAGUGGUACUCACUACACACUAUGUUU